Molecule: messenger RNA, 4522 nt
Organism: Musca domestica (house fly)
Lineage: Eukaryota; Metazoa; Arthropoda; Insecta; Diptera; Muscidae
Product: ADAMTS-like protein 3
Exons: 17
Coding region: 254-4195 (1313 amino acids)
Biological process (GO): extracellular matrix organization
Cellular component (GO): extracellular matrix
Molecular function (GO): metalloendopeptidase activity
Source: RefSeq, a predicted model, not a curated record
UGUCUGCCUUUCAACGACAGUUCAGGCAGCGAAAAUACUCAAUGCCAGUGAAGCCUUUGACAAUACCUGGAGUACGGCCACCGAUUUGGAAAAUGAGCUGGAGUGUGUCUCGUCACAGCAGAAACGUUCGGUAAAAGGCAGCAGUUCCAGUAGUGGCGGCAGCAGUAGUGGUUCGGGAAAUUCUGGCGGCUCUGGUGGUUGGACCACCUGGUCCGAAUGGUCGACCUGCUCACGAACAUGUGAUGGCGGUGUUAUGCAACAAAUACGCCGCUGUCAAAACGCCAAUGGUUGCAAGGGUGACAGUGUGCGUUAUCGCAUUUGCAAUAUGCAGCCGUGUCCAGAGAAAAUUGAUUUCAGGGCGCAACAAUGUGCGGCCAAUAAUGAUGUGCCCUAUGAUGGAACUCUGUAUAAAUGGACACCGCAUUAUGAUUAUGUGGAGCCGUGUGCCCUGACAUGCAGGGGUCGACCUGCCCACUUGGCUGACGAUGAAUCGUCGGAACCCACCGCAGAUGACAGUGAACACUAUGAUGAAUUGAGUGUGGUGGUGCAAUUAAGUCCACGUGUCCUGGAUGGGACACGUUGUCGGUCGGGUAGCCUCGAUAUGUGUAUACAGGGCAAAUGUCAGCGCGUUGGCUGUGAUUUAAAAAUUGGCUCAGCCAAGAAGGUUGACAUUUGCGGGGUUUGCGGUGGCAAUGGCAGCUCAUGUUCCCAGUCGCUCUAUCAGUGGGAAACGGUACCGAUGUCCCUGUGUUCCGUGUCAUGCGGCGGAGGCUAUAAGAUGUCUCGUGUUGUGUGUCGCAGUCGAGUCUCUGGCACCGAGGUGGAGGAUGCCCUGUGCAAUGCAGCUAAUCGCCCUGAACCAUCUGUGGAACUGUGUAACACCCAUACCUGUCCGCCCAGAUGGAUAGCGGACGAUUGGAGUCCUUGUCACCGUCCCUGUGGUCCAGGAAUACGCACCCGUAUGGUUGUGUGUGCCGAGGAGAACAAUGGCCUAAAGACAAGAGUUGCCGACUCGCUGUGCCCUUUGCCCAAACCACCAACUCAAGAGCAGUGCAUUAUAGCCGAAUGCCCAAAGUGGGAGGUUGAAAAGUGGUCUAGCUGUUCCGAGUCCUGCGGCCAAGGCAUACAGAUGCGUAAUGUCGAAUGUAAAUCAGCCGAUGGCGGUUUGAGCGCCAAAUGUGAUCCUCUGACAAAGCCCUCCAGCGUUCAGCAGUGUACCACGGGCAUUUCGUGUGAGUCCGCGCCAGGGAAUGUGGGUGGCGGCACAAUAAUUGUGGGUAGCAGUGGUCCUAGGGAUCCCUUAAAUGUGGACGAGGAAGAUGAAGACCUAGUCGACGAAGAUGAGGAUGAAGAAGAUGACACCUCUGAAAUUGAAGAUGAUGGCGAUGAUGCUUCCUACAAUGAUCAACCGGUCUAUGCCCAUCACACCAUGAGUCGUCUGCAUCAGGAGGAACCGGACGGGCCACGUAUGAUGCGUUUACAGUCAUCGUCGCGUUAUCGUUCCGCAGAGGCAAGACCAUCAGAACCAACUUACAUCAAGGACAUCGAAUGGUCGCCAUGCAGCGUCACAUGCGGUGAGGGCAUCAGGCGACGCUCGUAUAGAUGUAAGAUUUUCUUGGAGUUUUCACGCACAUUGGCCACCAUAAAUGAUACCAUGUGCGAGGGAGUCAAGCCACACGAUGAGGUGGAACGUUGUGUGGAGGAGCCGUGUAUGCUGCCAUCGCAUGGCUACGACGAUCAGUAUCCAAGAGAUUCAAUAAAAGUUGGCGUCUCCGAGCCAGGCAAAACAUAUGUGUGGCGUGAACAGGGUUACACCUCGUGUAGUGCCAGUUGCUUGGGUGGUGUGGAGGAGCUGAUAAUAAAUUGUGUGCGAGAAGAUAAUGGACGAGUUGUUUCGCCAUUCCUGUGCGCUCCCGAGACGAAACCAGAAGCCAGGGUAAGGACAUGCAAUGAUAGGCCGUGUCCUCCGCGAUGGAAUUACUCAGACUACACACCCUGUUCCAAAUCUUGUGGUAUUGGCAUCAAAACGCGUGAAGUCCAGUGCAUUCAUGAGGUGACAAGGGGUGGUGAAAAUACCAUGGUGGUGCCGAACAGUAUGUGUCCUCAACCACCACCAGCAGACCGGCAGUAUUGCAAUGUGUUGGAUUGUCCAGUGCGCUGGGAGGUGGGUGAGUGGUCGAAAUGUUCCCACACCUGCGGUUAUGGCUACAAGGAACGCAAAGUGGAGUGUAAACAGAUUAUGGCCCAGGAACAUAAAAUCGAAAGACCCGAGUCCAUGUGUCCCAGUGCCAAGCCACCAGAUAAGAAACCCUGCAAUAUAAAACCAUGCCCACCGGAAGAUCCCAAGCCAAUAAUACAAAUCAGCAAUACCACCCACAUACAACAUGAUCCGAAGAAAUCAAAAAUCACCCUCAAGGUGGGAGGAGCAGGUGUGGUCUUCUUUGGUACCCAGGUUAAAAUUAAAUGCCCUGUUAAGAGGUACAAUCGCACGAAAAUAAAGUGGAACAAGGAUCACAAACCUUUGGUGAAAUCAAGGAAAUUCAAAGUCUCCAAAAAGGGGGCUUUGCGUAUACUGGAUAUAACAUUCCGUGAUGCGGGGGUGUAUUCCUGUCAUGCUGGUCUUAGUAGUGCAGAAAUAACAAUUGAUGUCAAGGCCAAGCCAGGCCAAAGGCCGGAGGAUUUGGAGAGGCAUGAAUCAGAUCGCCUGGUGCGUGAGAAGAGUGGUACGGAGCCUUUGACGGCGGCCGAUAUGACGGCUGCGGAAAAUAACACCCAGACCACACGUCGCAAACAGCAACAGAAUGCCAGAGAACGCAAUCGUCGUCCCAAAUCGGAUGGCAUACAACAGCAUGCGGACAGCAGUAUUAUGGGCGAUGAGCAUUCACAUUUAGUCCAACAGGCCCAGGAUGGUUUGCCUCAACCGAGUGCCAGCAGUGGUAGCAGUCGUCGCACCAAUGCCUUGUUGGCCAUGCCAUAUUUCCAGGCUUUACUAAGUAAUCUACAGUAUUUUUGGUCAUCAUUCCAGAAAUUUGGCAAUUCUCGUGGCCAUCACAUGCUGUCGGAUAGAGGCCUGCAAUAUGGCUUGGAUGUCGAUCAGGAGGAUGAGCCAUUGAAAAUGGUAUCGCACAUUACAACCAAAGACUUGCAAACUCCGCUAAACGCUAACAAGGCUUACACAAAACCAGGCAACCGAAACAAUGGCAACGAAGUUGGGGCGCACGUUGAUGGGGAUGGCGAUGAUGAUGACGACGACGAUGCCAGUGUUGAUGGUGUUGACAAUGUUGAUGAUAUGGUUGACCAGACGGCGGAUACAGCGACAAAUGCCACCGAUAACGAGAGACAAUCAACUUUACAUUUACCCCAUGCCAGAUGGCCGAAUCAUUGGUCAGAUCUACCACCGUCACACAUGACUUCCGCCAAUACAGUCACGUACAAAUGGCUAACAAGCCCAUGGACGCCAUGUUCACAGAAAUGUGGAGCUGCUGGUUCCGGAUUGAGACGACGCACCAUUACCUGUAUACGUAUCCAUUUAACCAACCUCCCCAACCUCCACAAUGGCGAAGAGGACAACGAAAAUCUGCUCGGUAUGGAGGCAACCACGGAAGAGACCAACGAACCACUGGAACAAGAAGAAGUUGUGGACAAUGCAUUCUGUGAAGAUUAUGGCCUGGACAUACCCGAUACCUUUGAGACAUGCGGUAGCGAAGAGUGCCCCCGUUGGAUCAAGGGAGAAUGGUCGUUGUGUCAUCAGUCACGUUGCUUUGGCCGCAACACAGCUAUCCAGCGACGUGAAGUCUCGUGUCGUUUUGCCAAUGAUACCGUAUCUCGUCUAUGUCCGGAAUACGAAAAGCCCAUCAGUCGCCAGGAGUGCUACAAUGAGCGUUGCAAGGGUGUGUGGCGUGUGGAGCCUUGGUCGGAGUGCAAUGCUCCUUGUGGCCGCCAGGGCAUCAAAUAUCGCAUACUGCAGUGUGUUUGGUAUGGCACACGGAGACCAGCGGGCAAUGCUUGCAAACAUCAAAACCGACCUGCAGUAAUGAAAGUCUGCAAAAGUCCACCCUGCUAUGCAAAAGCCAUUGAGCGAUGUAAAGAUACUUCACGCUAUUGCCGCAAUGUACGCUCCAUGGGAUUGUGUCGCCUGCAACGCUACCAGGAGAAAUGCUGCAAGUCCUGCAAAUACAAUAGCAUUCCAAAUUAGCAUUUACUGUUUAACAAUAAUCUACACCUGCCAUAUAAUUUGUAUUUCCACCACCAUCUGCAGCAGCAUCGGCAUCGGCAGCUUCCUAUACUUCGUUAUCAUGGUCAUCAAUCUCCACCUUCGGAACUCACAGAUUCAGGCACAAUUUAUGGUGAACCAAGGUAUGUAACAACUACGUUAUGGUCCGACCAAGUCAUCACAUAACCAACACUUCUUGGCUAAAACGCUGGAGGACGACAUGUGAGUCCAGAUGCAGGAAAUGUCUGUCACUCGCACACACAAAACAAGCAAUUAUAGUUAAUGAAAUAAGAAAAACCAAAAAACAAA